ACUUUUGGUCUUGCCGCCGUCACCGCAUGUUCCUGUUUGAGCUUCGUUGCGACUCUUUCCGCCUCUACAACUCCAGCAGCUUGGUAUUCAGUGCUUCUCCUUGCGUCGAGCUACUCUCCAGUGUGAUCCGCUUGGAGAACGCCUGUCUGCCCUCUGGAGUCCUGCACCGUUCCUCUUCGAUUCCGGUUCUUGUGUCCUGUACGGCGUUCCAGCCCUCCUCGUUGUGCGUGCGUGCAGUACACACAGAGUCGUUCCUGUGUUCUUCUGACUUCAUCAUGAAGAGGACCUCAUCUGGAGUUCCCGUGGCAGCCGGCCAGCCCUCGACAUCGGGAGCCCUCCAGCCCUCAACAUCGGGGCCAGCACAGGUAUGUGCACCAACACCACCAGGGCUUGGGUGUGUUUUCUGUGGCAAAGGUUUUACUGCUACUCGUAAUGCCAGACGGCACGAGAAAGUGUGUGCAGCUAAUCCUGGCCGCACUGUUAACAACCAGUGCCAUACUUGCGGCAUGUCGUUUUCACGAAUGGAUAAUUUGAACCGUCAUCUGUCAACAUGUCGUGCCACCACCGAGCACAGAUAAGGCUCGAGGUGUAAAUUCUGUGGUCAAGUAUUUGAACAUAGUCGUCAUGCCAGACGCCACGAGCAGAGCCAGUGCCAAUUCAAUCCCGACCGCAUUACAUUUGCAUGCACUACAUGUCAGGGAGAAUUUACCCGCAAAGAUACGCUGUUUGUGCACAGCAAGACGUGCAAUGGCCUGGCUCCCAAGAGACGGCGCGUAGACGCGACCUCCGGCCUGCAACAGCCCGGCCCCAGCACUCGCCCGCAAUACGUGGCAAGUGUGCCCGACCAGGCUCGAGUAGACUUGGAGGCGCAAGCGCCAGACCAGGCUCAGGUAGACUUGGAGGCAGGCGGUACCGGGUUCGUUGAGGCGGAGACUGCGUUCCCCCGCAACUUGAAGACGUAUGUCGCAGAAAACAAUGGUGCGACAAAAGACAUUUGCACGUACAUGGCCCAAAUGAAGAAUAAUCUCGUGAAUCAGAUAACCAAUGAAGUCAAUGAAGAUGGUCCAGUAAAAUUUAAUAUCUGGCUCGAGACACUGCAAGGCGAACAACAUCUGCCUGCCCCAAACCUACGAUCCCAGCCAACCAUCAACUCAUGUUGCGUACCUGGACGCCAACAAUCUGUAUGGGUGGGCCAUGUCGUUGCCUCUUCCAGUCAGCGGCUUCAAGUGGGUGGGCGCUGAUAUCGACGUGAUGUCGAUACCUGACGAGGGGCAGACAGGCUACAUCCUUGAAGUCGAUGUGGAGUAUCCGUCUGCCCUCCACGAGGAACAUAAGGACCUACCGUUCCUGCCCGUCAGCCAGUGCCCACCCGGAUCGCGUCAAACUAAAUUAAUCACAACACUGGAAUCGAAAGAAAAUUAUAUAAUUCAUUUUAGAAACCUGAAGCAAGCUCUCCAGCACGGACUGAGACUCAAGAAGGUGCACAGAGUCCUUGAAUUUAAGCAGCGUGCCUGGAUGGAGCCAUUUAUUACGAAAAAUACGUUGAAACGACAGGCAGCUACAAAUGAUUUUGAAAAGGAGUUCUUUAAGCUCGCCAACAACUCUUCUUUUGGAAAACUCUGUGAGAACAAAUUUCGUUGGCAGCGUAUGGAAUUUGUCUGUAGUGAAGGCAGGCUACGUAAAGUUGUGGCAAAGCCAGCGUUCCAGGACCGAACCAUCCUUGAUGAGUCUCUGACGCUGAUGAGACUACAGCAAGAAACAAUCUUUCUUGACCGCCCAAUAUAUGCGGGGUUCGCGGUCCUGGACUUGUCCAAGACGUUAAUGUAUGGGUUCCAUUAUGACAUAAUGAAAGAAAAAUAUAAGGAUGACAUCACGCUGGCGUACAUGGACACGGACAGCUUCAUAUACGAGAUCAAGACGCGCGACUUCUACCAGGACCUGGCCGACGACGCUGCGCUCCUGGACGAGUUUGACACCAGCAGCUAUCCCAUUGACCACCCCUGCUACUCCCCUACGAACAAGAAGGUAGUAGGCAAGUUCAAAGACGAGUGCAGUGGAGUGGCAAUGGAGGAGUUCGUCGGCCUAAGGGCAAAACUGUAAACCUACAAAUACAAUAAUAAUAUCACAAAAAGGGCCAAAGGUAUACAGAAGUGCGUGGUGAAAAAUAAAAUAUCAUUUGAAGAUUUUCUCGAGGUCCUGGAGCAGCACACGGAGAAGCGCGCAAACGUCCGGUCCAUACGUUCACAUUAUAUGAUAUUAUAUACAGAAUGCUCAAAUAAAUUAGCACUAACAUGGCACGACGAUAAACUCAUAAUAUGCGACGAUGGAAUUCAUACAUUACCGUACGGAUAUAUGGACUGAAUAGAAUUAUAUACAUACGUGAAGGAAAGAGAAUGCUAUAAAGACUGAAUGGUUUUUAAUGAAUUUUUUUCUUCACAUAAAAAACCUUAUAACAUGAAAUGUUGAAACUUGCGUCUGUGCUCGUACGUUUCGCACAGGAUUCUCUGUCGUGGUCCCAGGCUUCUGCUGUGGUAGCCGAGAAAAUGACCUUGACGGGAAUCUGAACCGGAAUGUGCGAGCACAGAGCCGGUGUUUGCCACUUGCUAGCCACUCAUGUACCUGUUAAUGUUGUUGUACAUAGCCUUCACCGUUGGAUUUUUCAUCGUUGGUUUCCUGAGUCCGCUCGUUGUAAUUGUGUUGCACCCACACUGUUUCGUGGUGCUCUUUUUUUUUUUUUUUUAAUUUUUUUGCACCUAGAUUUUUUGGUUUUCUGGUGCUAUUUUUCCUUGUUUUGUUCAUGCACCCACACACACUGUUUCGUGGUGCUAUCUUUUUCAUUGAUUUUUUUGCUCCUACAUUUGUAUGGUUUUCUGGUACUAUUUUACCUUAACUUUUUUGCACCCACACUGUUUCGUGGUGCGAUUUGUUUUCUUCAUGCACCCACAAUAUUCGUGGUGCUUAUUUGGUUGGAAUGGAAGUGGUGGUGUUUUGCACCUACGUUGAUUUGUGGUGCAAGAAUUUUUUGGUUGGUUGGUUGGGAUGGAAGUGGUGGUGUUUUGCAUCUUCGUUGUUUGCGAUGCUACGUUUUUUUGGUUGGUUGGUUGGGAUGGAAGUGGUGGUGUUUUGCAUCCUCGUUGUUUGCGAUGCUACGUUUUUUGGUUGGUUGGUUGGGUUGGAAGUGGUGGUUUUAUGCAUCCUCGUUGUUUGAGUUGCUACAUUUUUUUGGUUGGUUUGUUGGGAUGGAAGUGGUGGUGUUUGGCAUCCUCGUUGUUUGCGAUGCUACGUGUUUUGGUUGGUUGGUUGGGUUGGAAGUGGUGGUUUUAUGCAUCCUUGUUGUUUGCGAUGCUACGUUUUUUUGGUUGGUUGGUUGGUUGGGAUGGAAGUGGUGGUGUUUUGCAUCCUCGUUGUUUUGUGGUGCAAGCAUUUUCUUGGUUGGUUGGUUGGGAUGGAAGUGGUGGUGUUUUGCAUCCUCGUUGUUUUGUGGUGCAAGCAUUUUCUUGGUUGGUUGGUUGGGAUGGAAGUGGUGGUUUUCUGCACCUACGAUGUUUUUGUGGUGCUGUGCUCUCUUGGUUGAUUGGUUCGGAUAGACGUGGUGGUUUUAUGCACCUACGUUAAUUUGUGGUGCUACAUUUUUUGGUUGGUUGGUUGGGUUGGAAGUGGUGGUUUUAUGCACCUACGUUGAUUUUGGUGCAAUACAUUUUUUUUUUACACUCAUGCGUUUUACACUGAUGCGUUUUUUUACACCGAUGCGUUUUUUUACACCAAUGCGUUUUUUUUAUGCAUCGAUGGGCUCCUUACGACGAUGGUGUCAAGACGAUGGGCUCCUAACAUCGAUGGUGUCAUGAUGAUGGGGACACUACGAUGGGCUCCUAUCAUCGAUGGGGUCAUAACGUUGGGCUCCUUACAUCGAUGGUGUCAUGUCGAUGGUGUCAACGCUGGACUGUUACGCCGCUGGGUUCCGCAGUCGUUGGCAUGCAAGAUUUCGGCGUUGUGUGUCAACGCUGGACUGUUACGCCGCUGGGUUCCACAGUCGUUGACAUGCAAGAUUUCUGCGUUGAUACAUCGUUGUUACUGGUCUAUUUCAGCGUUUGUAUGUGACAUAUGAUAGUUUAAGCACGUGCUUUGUGUCAAUGUAUUAUAUGCUAGAUCUUUCUGGUAGACUUGCAUCGUUGUAAUGGGCCACGGCUAAAUAGAGACGUUGUUCAUAAGUACUUGACUACGUAUGUGAUGUAUAUUGCAUAUGGAGGCAAGGGGCUUGUGCGUGACCAGCCUGUUUAGCGGUGUCGGUCUCCAGCCCGUUCCAAACACAGAGAGCUGCGAUUCAAGCUUUUUGUUUAAAUUACUAAUAUUCUGUUUAAGUAUUUAGCAGGUGAGCGGUUGCUGGGAUGGAGAGAGAGAUUCAGCGUGAGGAGGAGAGAGCCGGUGAGAUGGAGAGACGGCGGGACGAGAAUGGUCUGCUGGGAAGAGAGAGAGGGCUGCGAAUCUACACUCUCACACAUGUCAAA
Molecule: messenger RNA, 4505 nt
Organism: Bacillus rossius redtenbacheri
Lineage: Eukaryota; Metazoa; Arthropoda; Insecta; Phasmatodea; Bacillidae
Exons: 4
Coding region: 2571-3587 (338 amino acids)
Biological process (GO): DNA replication
Molecular function (GO): DNA-directed DNA polymerase activity; nucleotide binding; DNA binding
Source: RefSeq, a predicted model, not a curated record